Pieris macdunnoughi is the source of this 960-nucleotide messenger RNA. The record is from the annotation of a GenBank genome assembly. NCBI's taxonomy places the organism in Eukaryota, Metazoa, Arthropoda, Insecta, Lepidoptera, Pieridae.
AUGAUAAAUUCGAGUUAUCGUGAUCUUGAUGUAUUUCUCACACACUUGAAGCGUAUAGACUUCGUAAUGGUUAACCAUAUUUAUUUAAACUAUUCUAAAGGCUAUAAAGAUACACUAUCAAAACCUGCCUUUGGCGUGGAGAUACAGAAAGUUAGUUUUAACUAUCCCAAAGCCGCAACCAUUUAUAUUAACAGAAUGAUCGAUCGUGUAACGUUCAAGCGUCUAUCUGAUGUUUUAAUCAAGGAAGAUAUUACAAAAGAUUCAUCUAUGCUACUAAUUAAUGCCGCAUACCUAACAGCAACAUGGGAAGUUCCAUUUAACAUAUUGCAUACAAAACAUAAUAUUAAAUUUCGGUAUUACAACCAAAGCACAGUUUUCGUACCUAUGAUGUUCAAGAGUGAGGAGGUGUUAUAUGUUGACGAUGAUUUAAAUAAAAUAAAGGUGAUUAACAUGAAACUUGCCAGCCCCGGAGUGUCAAUGACAUUUGUAAUACCUGAAGACAGGAAGAGCCUUCAAGACUUUCUUCGGAAUUUAUUGAGACCCAACUACUUUAGGACAAUCAAAAAGAGGAUGCGAAUGGAAUUUCUAAACAUUGCGAUACCCAGAUUUAAGUUAAAGACCUUGGUAGAUUGGACGGAAUCCUUGCAGAAGGUGGGAUUAAAAAAACUAUUUGAUAAAAAUAGUACAGGGCUGAAUAACAUGAUGAUAAACGAGGCCACUAACAAACCCCUGUAUAUAAGUAAAGUGAAACAAAAGAACUUCAUUGAAGUUAAUGAGAUGGGCGCGUAUCGGAUUAUUACCACAGAAUCACAAUACAGUAAGAUACCACAUCUUCGGCCAACAUUAGAAGCUGUCGCCGAUCGACCAUUUUAUUUCACUGUUACUCUUCACUGUGAUAGGUCCAACUAUUGGAACACAGAGGAGCUUUUCGCUGGCGUUUAUUAUGGUCCAGAUACAUAA